AGCAGACACUAAUAUGUCGGCCUAGAUUUGUUUAACUCGUGUCUUAACACAAUUAUUCCGUCCAAAAUAUGUCAACUCAAGAAGUAAAAGUAAAAGUUGUUGUUAGAGCUCGUCCCUUGCUUCCGAAGGAAAAAUUGGCUGGUGAACAAUCCUGUCUGAAGAUUGAUUCACCAAAUCGUAUAGUUGUAGGAAGAAAAGAGAGUUACAAUUUUGAUCGAGUUUUUCUUCCAAGAGCCACUCAACAAGAAGUUUACGAUUAUACCGUAAAACCUCUCCUAAUAAAAUGUCUUGAAGGCUAUAAUGUUACUGUAUUUUCCUAUGGCCCAACUGGCUCUGGAAAGACCUAUACGAUAGGUGGCUAUUCUUCAACGCAAGGAGAGGAUGAGCGAGGUUUAAUUCCUCGAGUUGCUGAAGAUAUUUUUAUCAAAAUAAAUGAAAUAAAAGGUCGUAAAAUAUCAAUUAAAAUAUCAUAUCUCGAAAUUUAUAAAGAAGAAUUACGCGACCUCCUCGAUUCUUCAAUGGUAAAAGAUAUACUAAUUCAAGAAGAUGACAAAGGAUCAACUAUCAUUAAAAAUAAUAAAGAAGUUUCUUGUAAAUCAGCAGCAGAGAUGGUAAACUUGCUUGAAGAGGGUGAACGCAAUCGGCAAAUAGGUGCUACUUCUUUGAACGAAAUGAGCAGUCGAUCUCAUGCCAUCUAUAUUGCUACUCUAACUCAAACAUGGAGUAAUCAGAUUUUGAACGAUGGAGAUGAAAGUCGAAUGGAGCAUACAUUAGAAUCGAAAUUUCAUUUUGUCGAUCUAGCCGGUUCAGAAGGACCUCGUAAAAUGGAGCUCUCCGCUGAGAAAAUGAAAGAAUCCAUCUUUAUAAAUAGUGGACUCUCUAGACUUAGUAAAGUCAUCACGGCGUUAACAGAUAAAAAUUCGUCCCAUGUCCCUUAUAGGGAUUCAAAGAUUACACGCAUUUUGAAAGAUUCGCUCGGUGGAAAAGCUCAAACAGUUAUGAUUUGUUGCAUUAACUCAUCAUCUAAAAACAUGGAUGAAUCAUUAAAAGCUUUGAACUAUGCAGCCAGGGCUGCAAAAAUAAAAAACAAACCUGUUAUUAAUAAAGAUGCCCGAACAGUUAAGAUUGAAGAAAUGGAAAGUGAAAUAAAGCUCUUGAAAGAAAAACUGUUCAAACAACAAACGUCGUUUACAGAGGCGUCUUCCGUUGACGAUCAAUACGUUUCAAAGUUGGAGAGGGAUGUUUCAAAUUUAAGAGAUAUUUGUAAAAAAGCCUAUCAAGCGAUUACAACCUUUUCCAACGAUCCAUCAUUUGACAAUUCUUCAAUUAAAUUGGCCCAGGAAUGGCUUGAAUCAUACGAAGAAGUAAAAUGUAAAGAUUUUGAUGACCCAAUGGUUCAUGAUUUGAAGGCGGAAAUCAACAGACUUGAAAAAAUUGUCAGAACUGAUGAGAAACUCUUCGCUAAUAAAGUUUCAGAAUUCGACGAAUUAAAUGAGCGUAUUAAGCUUUUGGAGGUAGAAAACAUGAAACUGCUGAAAGAAAAAGAAAAUAUAUCUUCUCAAUUGCAUGAACAAGUUUUAAGCAAACAUCCUGUUGACCUUGUUGAAUUUUUAGAUAAAAAUGCAAGCCAGAGCCAAGCUUUUUAUAGGGCGCAAUCCGUACCAGCACAAAGACUAGCGCAAGCAGGAGGAAACCGACGAGUAAAUACAAGUCCUAACUUGCACACAACAAGAAUAUUCGAAGGCUUCUGCGUUCGUAGUCAGAUUUUGUUGAGUAGAGUCGAAGAUGAGGAUGAUGUGAGACAGCCUGAAUUUGAUGAAGAUGACAAUAAUCCUCAGACGCCAAUCAGCAGCAAUUUUGAACGUCACGGUCGCUCCCGAAGCACAUUCAAAGUAACAAAGCCGAAGAACAUUCGAAAUGUUGCAUCCAAAAUACCAACUGCUAUGAAAAGGGGCUCAGGAGAUAAUGAAGCCGAAAAAGAAAUUAAUAAAAUUAAAAUGUCAUACGCAGAAAGAAAAAGGAGAAUUAAUGUUAGCGAUAAGGAAGUUACUACAUCAACUAAGUUAUUGAAAGAUAUUGCGACGGCUAUUGAUUUAAAAAAGGAUUUAAUUAAAUUCAUGAAGGGGGCUCAAGAAGUUUCACGAAGUAGAAGAGAUUUCGUUGAAAUGAAACUCGAAGCCUUAGUCGAGGAAAGAGAUCAAUUAAUCUUUGAUACUAAAUUAUACGAAAAAGAAUUUAAAGAGCUAAACUUGGAAGAACAAGCAUCGAAACAAUCUUCAAAGAAAAAUGACAUCUUGGACAAAAUAAAGGGUCUCACUAAGAAACGUCAAGAUUUUGAUGAUGCCCUAAAAAUAGCUAUUAAUCGGAAAAAUAAAAUGGAAACACUAGAAAGUACGGUUCUUAAAAUGACCUCGGAACAACACAAUUUAAAACAGCAUGUCCAAAAUGAAAGAGAAAUAAGAAGAAAGAUUAUGGAUGAGCUUAUGGCUGAUGAAAAACGUUUAAAGGAAUUAGAAAAAAAAGUAGGCAAGACCAUCGAAGAUCCCUUGGCGAGAAACGGCAGAGUUUUGGAAAAAAUGCAUUGGUUAGACUUUUGCGCUCGUGAGGUUGUUGCUCAAAAGAAAAGAGAAGAUGAUUUACUUGCUGAAAUAAUCGAUCGUGAUAAUAUGAUAGCCAAGAGAGAGAGUCUCUUGACUGAGAAAGGAGAAUUAGAAUUGAAAAAGAUGCGUCAUAAAGCCAUUGAUCAGGUUGUUUUGAUAAAUGUUGUCUUAUUUUUACUUAACGGUUUACACAUUGAUGAUGCAAUAUCGGCGAUUGACUCUACUUUAGCGUAUAAAGAUGAAAUGAUUGAAAAUCAUAAAGUAAAAAUUAACAAAUGGAAGUCAAACUGGUCCGAGAAAACUCUACAAAGUAGAUUAGGCGAUCUUAACAUGGAAGAAUCAAAAUAUUUGUUACGGUAUUAUUUUGAAAGAGUUAUAUUUUUAUUACAAAAGCUAGACUGGCUUCAUAACAACAAUGAACAUAUGAGCAUAAAGAUUGAAGAGUUAGAAGAAGGGAAAAUUUUGAAAGAAGGUCAACUUCAAGCUUUAAUUAUUGAAACAGAGAAGAAGCUAACAAAGAUACAGAAAGAUUAUGAAAUUGAAAUUUCAGUUUUAAAAAGGCAAAUGAAUAGUGAAUUGGAAAAAGCUAUGAAAUACGAGGAAAAAUUAAAAAAUGUUAUGGGUGAUCUUUAUUACUAUAAACAACUAAGUCGGCAAUAUCGGAAGAAAUAUGGUGAAGUCAAGUUAACUGAUAGUCUUGGAGAGGAACAAAAAUCCGUUCGAGUAUCAAAAAAGAAUGUGCGACAGCUGAAUGACGCAGAAAUUAAACUUCGCAGAUCUUCAGCCAAUUCGAUUGACGAUGUUUAG
This is a messenger RNA of Dimorphilus gyrociliatus, 3407 nucleotides long. The record is from the annotation of a GenBank genome assembly. Lineage: Eukaryota; Metazoa; Annelida; Polychaeta; Dinophilidae.